AUGUCUAUACCAACUAAAGUCAAAGAACAUACCAGACUCUUGGACUUGUCUAGUGACGAAGAAUCUGAAGACUUGCAGUUAGAAAUAAUACCAAAUAGAAAAAGGAAAAUUACUAGAAAGGAACGUAAUAGGCACAAUGCACCUAAAGUGACAGAACCCAGUAUAGCUGCUGAAGUACAAUGUGCCUUGUGUUGGGCUGUUCGUGGUACUCUCUUACUAUGGCUAUUAAUGUUAACAUGGAUUUGUGCUGCUCUGUACGAUCAAGUUACUACAAUGAAAGUAGAUAUUGCCAAAGGU
This is a messenger RNA of Brenthis ino (lesser marbled fritillary), 297 nucleotides long. NCBI's taxonomy places the organism in Eukaryota, Metazoa, Arthropoda, Insecta, Lepidoptera, Nymphalidae. The record is from the annotation of a GenBank genome assembly.